UUACCACGUUAUUACGACCAUCGUCCAACCACAAGACUUGUUUGACAUCAAUAGUUAUUCGUUCAAAUAUAAUAUACAGGGAAUCGUGAUGAUGCAGCCAACAGGAAUCGUGUCCGUGUGCUUACUGUUGUUGGCUAGUCGUGCAGUGCAGGGACACGCGAUUGGUGAUAACCGCGCGGACUACGGUGACACCGGAAUCGCUGCAGACCGGAAGAGAGACGCCUCGCAGCAGUCGAAGGCGUUGGACAUGGAGUCGAUAUUUGCGGGUUUCGCCAAGUCGAUGAUCAGCAGGACUGGAGCCACCAGUAGUCAAAUGCUCAGCCUAAACAUGUCCAACGUGGUGUUAAUGCUGGUUCUCAAGGGACUGAUCUGGGGAGCGUCGUAUAUGCAGGGGUACGGUGGCAAAAGUCGGAAGGAUGGACCGGAUGCAGCAGGGACYGGACUCAUGCAGAACAUGGUCACUGAAACGGAUUUACUGUUGUUCCUUGGAUAUUUGGUGGCCGAUGAAUCAGGUCGCUACGAUUGCCUAAACCGCGUGGCUUGUGAGCAACCGGCCAGGGCCGAGAGCUACCUGAAGAGCGCCGAAAUGGUCUGGAAAACGGCUAAAUUACUGGACGGUGUGAUGCCAAUAGACGCGAAAUACGAGCAAAUGUUGAUCAAGUUGCAAGAAGCCAUUGAAGAUGGUAGGGCAGACGGAGAUUGUCAGGCCAAAUACAAAUGUUCCGAAUCGAACAGCUCCGAAGAUAACUUAGAUCUGAUUUAAAACAUAAAUAAAAUUUGUUUUGACUUUUUGAGUUUUGACAAAACGAAAACUCUGUGCGCAGUCAUAUUGUGUAUACAUUCGAUUGUUAUUGCAUAUUUUAUCCACACAGUAACACACUUAAA
Molecule: messenger RNA, 885 nt
Organism: Diuraphis noxia (Russian wheat aphid)
Lineage: Eukaryota; Metazoa; Arthropoda; Insecta; Hemiptera; Aphididae
Source: RefSeq, a predicted model, not a curated record